Cucumis melo (muskmelon) is the source of this 1730-nucleotide messenger RNA. RefSeq lists its product as uncharacterized. Bases 317 to 1423 code for a protein of 368 amino acids. The transcript has a single exon. Lineage: Eukaryota; Viridiplantae; Streptophyta; Magnoliopsida; Cucurbitales; Cucurbitaceae. The record is from RefSeq and is a predicted model, not a curated record.
ACCGCGUCUCUUCUGGUCAUUUUCCGUGAUUACGAGAAGAGAGAGAUUUGAUUUCUUCUUCUUCUCCAUCAUCUUCUUCUCCAUCAUCUUCUUCUUCACUCAAUUCAGCAUUUCCUCACUACUCUCCUUUCCUUUAACCGCCAUUUUUUUCUGUACCGGAGCAUGAACUUUGAACGACCAGAACCAUCAGGACAAGAAGAAGAAGAAGAAGAAGAAGAAGAAAAAGACGAAGCUUUUCAGUUUACAGAGUGAUUGAUAACCAACGAAACGAAACGAAACGAAACGAGACGAAACCCAGUUCUUCAAUUCUCUAUCUAUGGGCUGCUCUGCUUCCAGACCCAUCACCUUCCCUUCCACUAACCCAGAAUCUUCUUCUUCUUCCUCUCCCCCAGUUCCCAGAGCUUUCUCUCUUCCCACCCCUCUCAUUCACCAUCCCCCCAUCUCAGACGGCGACACCAACCAUCUCGUUACUCUCACUUCAACCACUUACGGUUCUCUCCUUCUUAUCGACCGUCCCAAGUCCAAUCCCUUGAGAUUCUACGGCGACCAAAACGCCGACCGCUCUCUUUCGCCCCACACGGAUGAUUCCGACCACGCAUUGUCGCCAGAUUCCGUUAUCAAUACAUGGGAACUCAUGGACGGCCUUGAUGACGCCUUUGAUUUGAGUUCCGACGUUGUUCCUACCCCUCAACUCUCGAUUGAGAAAACCCCUUUCAAGCCCGAUGGAUCGGUGAAUUUAUUGGAGAAAUCGGUGGAUUCUGUUGCGCCGUCUUCCUUAGUUAAGCCGCUUUGGCAACAUUUGUCUGAAGAAGCUCUGCUUGCGAAAUUGGACCCUAAUGUUGUAUUCAGUUACCGACGAGCUCUUUCUUCCCGGCAGUUAGGCUCCAAUGGGUACCGAAAAAACGUCAAAUCAGUCGGUUCGAGUCCGGUUUGUUCUUCAUUCUCCAAUAAUUGGCUGCGUCUUCCCGGCGGAGAAGACAAAGUAGUAAUCUACUUUACGAGCUUGAGAGGAAUUCGAAAAACCUACGAGGAUUGUUGUUCGAUUCGUACAAUCUUCAGAGGUUUUAGAGUUCCAGUCGAUGAACGGGACAUUUCCAUGGAUUCAUCUUACAGAAAAGAGUUGCAGAGUGCAAUUGGAGGGAAGACAGUGAGUUUGCCGCAAGUGUUCAUUAGGGGAAAGUACAUAGGUGGUGCUGAAGAAAUCAAACAGCUAAACGAGUAUGGCGAACUGGGGAAGCUUUUGGUGGGAUUUCCAGUUUGGAAUGUGAAAAGUGAGUGUGAAAGAUGUGGGGAAGCAAGGUUUCUGCCAUGCCCUAAUUGCUAUGGCAGCCGGAAGGUGUUUAAAGAAGAUGAAGGAGAGUUGAGAAGAUGCCCUGAUUGCAAUGAAAAUGGCUUGAUAAAGUGCCCAGAUUGUUGCUUCUGAAUCUGAAUGCAAAUAUUUUAGGUAUUUACUCAAUCACUUAUUCCUACAAUGAUGAAAAUCAAAAUGCUUCUUCUUUGCUUGCUGCUUGCUUUGUAAUUGUAGGAUUUAUUUGUUCAUGUUCCAUGAACAGUGUACAAUCAUUAUCAAGGGAAAAAAACAGGAAAAAAAAAAAAAAACAAGAAGAUGAUGUUUUCAUUUGUUCUUCAACAUAUAUUGAGUUAUGUAGUAUAGACUUUGACAUCAUUCUGCGUUGGGAUGGUGUCCUAAACAUGUUAUAUGCAUUCUCAAUGUUGUUUGGCAUUAAAAA